Molecule: messenger RNA, 1827 nt
Organism: Thelazia callipaeda (thelaziosis nematode)
Lineage: Eukaryota; Metazoa; Nematoda; Chromadorea; Rhabditida; Thelaziidae
Source: the annotation of a GenBank genome assembly
AUGACACAUUUUAUAUCAUUUGCAUCAACACAGUCGAACCUCAUUCGCAGUAUUUCCACAUCAGCUGUGUCAGUGAAUGUUGUGCGAUCCACGAAUGUAAUUUUGCAAAUCAGUCGAUUGAUAAGUCGAAAGAUUCCACCACCUGGAAAACCACCAAUUUGUCCUCCUGCCAAAAGAGCAUUGUACUAUGUUGUGCAGUCUCGGUGGAUGCGGCCAGAAGAUGUUAAAGAACUGUUAUGGCGUCGACAUGUCUAUAACAAUGCGAUGGUAUCAAUACGUAAACUGUUCAAAGAAGAGCUAGCCAGAAAUAGUUACCAAGAUCAGAUAAUGAAGGAAGUAGAAGACGAGCGUGAGGAAUUUGAACGUCUGAUCGCGGAAAAUGAUGAAAGGAAUCGGAAGGCAGCAGAGGAAAGGAAUGUACGGGAAAGAGAAAAAUUCGAAAAAAUGGAGUCAGAAUAUUUAAAAAGUAUUGAACAAGAGUUAUCAAGAAGAGAGACAAAUGUUAAAGAAAAGAUGAAAGAAGUACUUGAAAUGGUUGAGCGAAGCAAACAUUUCAUUACGGAAGAGACUCUGGAUGAAAAACUGGAAGAAGCUUUGGAAAAUCCAGUGGUAUAUGACUACGCGGUAGAUUUACAAGGUAACAAGUACUAUGUGCCUUUACCUGAGAAAUAUGUCAAAGGUACUCCGCCUCCUCAGAAAGGCCGUAUGUAUGAUGUUACUUUGGGUGUCGAGCAUUAUAGUAAAUUGAAGUCAAUGCCAGUACCUCCACCUCCACCACCACCACCUCCAUUAAAUCUAUCAGAUGCCAGGUUUGGCACGACCAUGACAUCAACUAAAACUGCCGAUCGUUCCAAAUUACUUGGCGAAAUUCAGGCGGGCAUGAAGUUGCGCAAAACUGUCACCAACGAUCGGUCUGGACCUAUGGUCGGAGGGAAGGUCUCAGGUCCAUUAGAAAGCAACAAAGAAAUGAGCACUGCAGUUGGAACAAAGAAUACGGCUGUUAGUGGAGUUGGUGGUCUCUUUAUAAAUGGUGUACCAAAGAGACCAUCUGAUAACAAACGAAAUCAAACUAUUUUUAUUUUUUACUUAAGUUUAGGAUCAGGAAAUACUCCUCUUCUACUGCCCAAACCAGAUAUACAAUCAGCACAGUCAAAAGUUCAGUCGGAUUCUUUAAAACAACAAUCGAUAACUCCACCUGUGAAACAUGUCCAAACUUCUGGUAUGUAUCAUCAGACUUCUACAGGGAUCGCAGAUCGCUUGAAGCAAUUUAGCCAGAUUAGUCGACCAGGACUAGCUCCACCAACGCCACCGUCGAUAAAGUCCAAGCCAUCUAUGAAAAAUAUCAAUUCACCUCCAGAACAGUUCAAAACUUUAAGGCCUAACAGAACAGCAAAUGAUGUAUUUGCCAUUCGUCGAUCUGAAAGUUCUGACGAUGUCAGGAAUUCACCACCAUUACUGUCACAUAGUCAUACGACACCUCCACUUUUGCCCGGGAAUUCUCCAAGUUCAACUAGGAUUGCAAAACCUGCGUGUCCUCCACCUCCUCCGCCCAGCCAGCCAUCUCGGAUAGGACGUUCGAUUCCUCAUAAGUCUGGUCAUUUUACAACGACUUCUACUUCAGUUUCUUCACCAGUUUUAGCAGACGAUGGUUCAUCACCUCCACCACCACCACCACCUCGUAUAGCGUCAUGCACUGAUCAAAUGGAUCGUUUCACUUUUAUUCCAAUCAGUGAUUUACCACCACCGGGGAUUUUUUCUGGAAUAAAAAAAGUUUAUGAGUAUCAUUCCACUCGUAAAAUUCAGAAUACCCCUUCCAUGUACCAAUAA